Sesamum indicum (sesame) is the source of this 1417-nucleotide messenger RNA. Its product is annotated as putative ribose-5-phosphate isomerase 1. Gene Ontology annotation, molecular function: ribose-5-phosphate isomerase activity. Gene Ontology annotation, biological process: pentose-phosphate shunt, non-oxidative branch. The record is from RefSeq and is a predicted model, not a curated record. NCBI's taxonomy places the organism in Eukaryota, Viridiplantae, Streptophyta, Magnoliopsida, Lamiales, Pedaliaceae.
AUUGCAUUUACAUUCAGACAAUUUAACAAACACAAAAUCCUCUCUCCCCUCAUUUCUCACCUCACCAUCUAAGGUCUCCCGCGGAUACCGUUUCUCUUUUGGAAGUUUUCUCCUCAUAUAAACGUCAAGAUCUUUUUUUCCCACUUAAAAAUCUUUACUUUUCAUGUUUUUCUUCAUGCAUAUCCAGAUCCUGCUACUUGGUUUUUUCAGCAAUAUGUUCUAGCCAUUCAAUUUCGUACCUCCCCCAAUUCAAUUAACCUAAAGGGCGUCUUUGUUUCCAAUCUUUCUUCAGUAUGUUGUAUAAAUAUAUUCCGGAGCUUAGCUCGUGAGCAUGGCCGUCGCCUACCCACGUUUUUUGGUACCCGAAACCCACGCAACGGUCGAGCCACCAACGCUGAUGGUCUCCUCCACCGCCCCUCCUCCGCGCCCAUCUGCCACCCUUACACAGGAUGAUUUAAAAAAGAUUGCUGCUUAUAAAGCCGUGGAGCAUGUGAAAUCCGGCAUGGUAUUAGGCCUCGGCACUGGUUCCACAGCCAAACACGCCGUGGAUCGUAUUGCGCAGCUGUUACAGCAGGGAAAACUCAAGGACAUUGUGGGCAUACCCACUUCGACGAUAACACAUGAGCAGGCCGUUCGGUUGGGUAUUCCUUUGUCGGAUCUCGAUUCACAUCCUGUUGUUGAUUUAGCCAUUGAUGGGGCGGAUGAGGUCGAUCCCGGUUUGAAUUUGGUUAAAGGGCGUGGGGGGUCUUUGUUGAGAGAGAAAAUGGUGGAAUCCGCCUGCAAGAAAUUCAUUGUGAUUGUUGAUGAAUCGAAAUUGGUGAAACAUGUUGGGGGCAGUAGAUUGGCUAUGCCAGUGGAGGUUAUUCCAUUUUGUUGGAACCAUUCGCUGAAGAGACUUGUGGCCUUGUUUGCUUAUGCUGGUUGCGUUGGGGAGCUCAGGAAGUCUGGUGAUGGUGGGAAGGCGUACGUGACUGAUAACGGGAACUAUAUCAUUGACUUGUAUUUUGAGAGAGAUAUUGGGGAUCUGAACAAAGCCAGCGAUGCAAUUUUGAGGCUUCCCGGUAUAGUUGAGCACGGGAUGUUUAUCGGAUUGGCCACCUCUGUGAUUGUGGCUGGUGUUGAUGGGAUCACCGUGAAGACUAAAGUCGGGAAUGAGUUGAAGGUGGACUCAUUUUGUUACAAUGAUUUGAGGAACGGAUUUUAGUUUGACUUGCAUCUUAGAACUUUAUGUAGCUCUAUUGGGGAAGGAAGCUAUAUAUUGAGUUGGGGGAGUCUUGAUUGAUUUAUUGAUGUAUCAGGGGAGAAUUUUAGGUGCUCCUUAUGGAUCAAUUCAUAUCGAUUAUUGGAAGUUCUGAAUCUUGUGAUUGGUACAAUACCUGAUUUUAUGAAAUAUUAUUUACAAAGUUUUGGAAUUCCA